UUAGGAUGGUUACACUAAGAAAGCCGACUUCCGGCGUGGCAUUCUUUCGCGGCGUUUCGGCGGCUGUACGGGCAAGCCAUGAGGCAGAAGCACUACCUUGAAGCCGCUGCUCGGGGCCUGGUGGAAAGCUGCCCGGGCCAAGCCCGCUACCUCCUCUGGGCCUACAGUUCGACACACGAGGAAAACAGCACUUUUCAAGAAACAUGUCCACACUGCUUCCAAUUGUUGGUUCUGGAUAACUCUAGAGUGCGCCUCAAACCCAAGGCCAAAUUGACACCUAAGAUUCAGAAACUUCUUAAUCGAGAAGCAAGAAGUCAGAUACUCAGUUUUAAAGAAGCAAAACUGUUGAGAAAGUACAAAGAGUCCACAAGUGUGCUGCUGAUUACCUGCAGAACAUGCAACAGAACAGUGAGACACCAUGGUAAGAGUAGAAGCUUCCUGUCAGCACUGAAGAGCAACACUGCCCCUGCUAUAAAUGAAGCCGGCUUAAAGACACCAAAGAGAAAGGCUUUGGGCUCCACAAACCUCAGUCAAAGUAUGCCUGGUUCCAAAGGCAAGAGCCCCUCCUCAACUCUCAGAACACCUAUAUCUGGACAGUCAACACCCAUUUGUUCCUCAAGAACCGGGAGCAAAAGAAAGAAGCACUUCUCUCAACUGAAAGCACUGCUUAGUCAGAGUGAAUCUGAGAAGAGCCCGAAGCUGGACUUCAGGCACUUCUUAUCUUCUCUGUGAAGAGAAUGACCUUAGAAAACAAUUGUGUACUCAUUCUCUGAAAACAAGUCAGUUAACAGCUUUUGUCUUCACUUUGAGGUCCAAACACAUGGAAACUAGGACCAAAAGCAAGCUGUUAUUGGCAUCCUUCAGUGUUUGUGGAAAAAGUGUCUCAUUAAAUCAGGUGACUUAGGCCUCUCUGGGUGAGUGUGAAGAUCAGAAAACAAAUGACCAAACCAGAGUGAGGUACAAGGAUAAAUGUACUGCUGCUGCCAUGCCUAACAACCUCUGUGCAGUUUCUAGGAACUACAAGGCAAAAAGAACCCAUUCUACAUGUUCUCUGACCUCCACACAGAAGAUGAACAAAUGCAAUAAAGUUUUAAAAACUGACA
This is a messenger RNA of Meriones unguiculatus (Mongolian gerbil), 1103 nucleotides long. RefSeq names its product chromosome 2 C18orf21 homolog (gene Rmp24). NCBI's taxonomy places the organism in Eukaryota, Metazoa, Chordata, Mammalia, Rodentia, Muridae. Bases 79 to 732 code for a protein of 217 amino acids. The transcript is spliced from 5 exons. The record is from RefSeq and is a predicted model, not a curated record.